This is a messenger RNA of Physcomitrium patens, 2230 nucleotides long. Its product is annotated as lysine-specific demethylase JMJ30. The record is from RefSeq and is a predicted model, not a curated record. Lineage: Eukaryota; Viridiplantae; Streptophyta; Bryopsida; Funariales; Funariaceae.
CUUCGGGGAGGAUUCCACUCCCUUCCAGCGCCGCUGCGACCCCAUCCCAACCCUGUCCCCGCGCCAGCGUCGCAGCUUGGCCGCGCUGCUCAUCUGCGAGCGAGCGAGAGAGAGAAAGCGAGAUCGCAUGCAUGGGCAGUAGAGCGAGGGAGGGUGAAAUUCCUGCUCCUGCUCUACUCCGCCAGGAUGACGGUUCUCGGAUGCAAAUAUGCAGGGUGGGGGGGGUUGUCCACUUCGGAUGCUGGAAAAAGAGAUCGCGUCUGCACGCAACUUGCAGUUGAUAGCCCACUUGAUAUCCUUUCUAGGCAGCGAAGAUAUUAAUGCGAUCUGGGAGCGAUUUCAACUUCUGAUGGAGCGGGGAGACCACGCGUUUCUAUUUUCCAGAUUUAUAUCUCUGAGAUGGCGGAAUCCACCAUUCACUGGCGUCACACUUUGUCUCACUUCAGCUUUUCCCCUCCACUUGGGCAAAUCGCAGGUGCACAAUGAAGGAGGCGUGAUGUUUGCGGGGCUGGCAGAGAAGGCCUGGGGUGGCGCCGACGAGAGGGCCGCAGAAGCUGCAUAUGAAUUGGCGUGGGAGGAGUUACAUGGAGCACCUUGGCAGAGUGUGUCUCUGGUGUGGCGUGAUGCCUUCUCUCUCUCCUGCUUGUCCUUGGCGUCUUGCCAUCACAAUGCUAACCGGCCCAUAGAAGCUCUAAAAAUCCUGGAUCUUGGAGUGAUUAUGGGAGGCCCACAAUUUCGCACGGAACUUGAAAACGCUUUACACAGCAUCAGCUCAGUCACAGGUAUAUUGAAGCCCUUUACCUAUUUCUGCUAAUCUACCUCAAAAAUGCAUAAUUGGGAUAGAGUGAUUUGGAACAAGAAGCUGUGUCAGGAACAGUCUUUCAGCGACAUCGCUUGCCACGAAGUGUGGAAACUGUCUCUUAGUGGCGUUCUUAUAACCACCCAGGCGGCAGAAUGAAUCAACGCAAAGCUAUUCGCCUAAAGCCUCUCGUACGCCCUACUCAUGCACUGUACACAUUCUUUGCCGCUCCAGGCAGCUCGCCACCUAUUACCGGCGUAGCUCGCGAUCAAUUAUAUAAAUUCAUGAAAAGUGGACUCGAAACCCUACUGCGAGACGAAGUCUAGAGAGGGGCAAGUGAAUCUCCAUUUGAUUCAAAGGCACGUCUGACAGCAGGAUGCUUGCGCUAAUCCAUAUGAAACAUCCACAGCCGCUUCAAGCCGACUCCGAUCACGAUUCCCAUGGUAUAAGAAACCUGUUCACACUGUCUUAAUCACGAAUCUUACCAGCUGGAGGUCCCUCUGACACCUCCAGCAGCAAUUCAUUCAUCUGGGGAAAGCCAGCACCAAUUAUUGUGCGAACCAGGCAAACGGAACCCAGCACCAUCCAUCAUACGCAUGCGCCGACAAUGGCUUCUGCUGCGACCUGGCUCCAUCAGCUGCGGGUAAAACUGAUUCAUCUCUGCUGACAUGGGGAUUCAGCAUCGUGUUACCCCCCCCUGCCUUCAAGGUCGAGGAGGAAUCAUUUACCACCCGAGCAGGCGAGUACUGUCAAUCACCUCCACAAAUGGGGUUCACCAGAAAAACUCCCCGUGAAUGAAUGUCACCUCUGAAUUAUCAAACAAAGGAGCAACAAAGUAAUUUCUUUCUUGUUGGGUGGAGAGACACCACCAGUGACUCGAAAUUGGGGCUUUCUGGGUGUGGGACGGAUCGUCCGUCAACGCCAACAAAUGCGAGCGCAUGCAUUACGAUGCACCUCAGAGUAACAAUGAGAGCACCAAGAAAUAAGCUGCGGAAGGGCUGACAUACAAACUGCGCAUGACGAUGCAUGAGCGCGAGCUUGCUUUGCGUUCCUUUGCUAUGCUUUGCGUGCGCUUGCAUGCAUGCAUGGCUCCGUUGCGAUUGUGGUGGGCACGUUGCAAAGUUGUGUGCAUGAGGAGGAGGCGGAGGAGGAGGCAUGUUGAUUGACCUUGUGGAUUUCACGCUGCCUGGUUCUGGGCUGGGGCUGGGCUGCGCUGCAGCAUCGCAGCGUGACUUCAUUCGCCGCCGACGCCGUAGACCAUGCCAGCUUGGAUGCCACGUGUACUUCGUUCUUUGAAGAUUUAGUAAGUCUAGGUUUAGGGUUGCUUUGUUUAUUUGAUUGAUGUGGUUUCACCCAACGUGCUGUCUUAAAUGAGAUCAAUGUUUUUGGUGCUCAUACUUGACAAAUAAUGUAGGAUAUUAUUAUCAUUAU